CCCAGGAGGAGGAUCGAUGCCACGCUAAAGUGGAGCAAAAUGUGACAAAUCCACGCUGGAGGUGUUGAUGGCGGAGUGGACACCGGCGCUGGAGGAGUUAGAGCGGGACUCCUUGGAGCCUCUGGCCGCUGCUGGAUCAAAAUGCUGAUCGUGGAGAAGACCACGGACUUUCCCUGUGCCGAGUUCUCUCUGGUGGAGGAUGUAGCGCUUCACUUCACCUGUUUGAUGGACAGGCUCAACGAGCAGCGCCUCUUCCAGCCCGACCUGUGCGACGUGGACAUCGUGCUGGUUCGCCAGCACAGCACCUUCCCCGCCCACAAGGGGGUGCUGGCGGCCUACAGUCCUUUCUUCCACUCGCUCUUCGCUCAAAGCAAGCAGCUGCGCCGCGUGGACCUGUCGCUGGACGCGCUGACGUCGCAGGGCCUGCAGCAGGUGCUCAACUUCAUCUACACCUCCAAGCUGCUGGUCAGCAGCCGCACCGUGGGCGACGUGCUCAACGCCGCCACCUUGCUUCAAAUGAGCGACAUCGCCACCUCCUGCAGGGAUCUCAUCAGCAGCCGCUCGCUGAGGGGCGCCGACAUGGCCGACCAGGAGGCGCUGGCUGGCGCUGAGACCACCGCACCCCCUGGGCGGCUUUACCGGGACGUCAAGCAGGAGUCGGGCCCGGGUGGGCGCUACACCCGGGAGGGUGGCGCCUCCAUUUCUGUCAGCGUGGAGGAGGCGGGCAGGGCUUCGCCACCAAAGCAGUUUUAUCAGAGGGAAGAGGGGGCAGGGGGCGGGGCUAGUGGGGGGCGGUUGGAAGAGUCGAAGACCUUCAACAGAGAUCAGAUCAUCGUUGAGGUCAACCUCAACAACCAGACGCUCAACGUGUCCAAGGGGUCGGAGGGCAGCGAGGAGGCCAUCUUUUGUGGUUGCCACGGCGAUAGAUCCCCAGAAGAUGACCUGAAGGAGGAAGACAUGUUGGAGCAGAGCACUGAAGAUGAUGAUGAGGAGGAGGAGGAAGAAGAGAAUAUGACCGAGCGACCUCACCGGGGGGCCACCAGGGCGCUGGCCGUGGCGGUGACGCUCGCCGAGGCCACGCUGGCCAACCGCCGCCAUCUCGGCGAUGCCAGGAUGGCGGCCGAGUCGGAGGGCGGCGGCCCCAAAGUGAGGCUGGAGGAGAAGCAGCACUUCCCCUGUAAGAAAUGCCCCCGCGUCUUCAACAACCGCUGGUACCUGGAGAAGCACAUGAGCGUCACGCAUGGCCGCCUGCACGUCUGCAACCACUGCGGCAAGAAGUUCCUGCUGGAGGCCGACAUGCUCCUGCACCAGCAGACCGACUGCGAGAAGAGCAUCCAGUGUGCCGCGUGCGGAAAGGCCUUCAAGAAGCUGUGGUCGCUUCACGAGCACAACAAGGUCGUCCACGGCUACGCCGAGAAGAAGUUCUCCUGCGAGAUCUGCGACAAGAAGUUCUACACCAUGGCCCACGUCAGGAAGCACAUGGUUGCACACACAAAGGACAUGCCGUUCACCUGCGAGACGUGCGGGAAGUCGUUCAAGCGCAGCAUGUCCUUAAAGGUCCACUCCUUGCAGCAUUCCGGAGAGAAACCCUUCCAGUGUGAGAACUGCAGCGAGCGCUUCCAGUACAAAUACCAGCUGCGCUCGCACAUGAGCAUCCACAUCGGACACAAGCAGUUCAUGUGCCAGUGGUGCGGCAAGGACUUCAACAUGAAGCAGUACUUUGACGAACACAUGAAGACGCACACUGGUGAGAAACCGUACAUCUGUGAGAUCUGCGGGAAGAGCUUCACGAGCCGGCCCAACAUGAAGCGUCACCGGCGCACGCACACGGGCGAGAAGCCGUACCCGUGCGAGGUGUGCGGCCAGCGCUUCCGCUUCUCCAACAUGCUGAAGGCGCACAAGGAGAAGUGCUUCCGGCUUAGCCAGCCGGCCGAGGACUCGUGCGGCCAGGUUCUUUCCGCGUCCGCCGCCUCCCGCGCCCCCCAUCCGCACCCCUCGGGGGGGCUGCCUCCCUCCACGCCCCCCGUCUUCUCCGCUGCAUCAUCUCAUCGCUCACGGAUCUCACCUGAAGAAAAGGUUUCUCUUCACCCUCCGUGGGCGCUCCCGGUGCGUGCCGGCGAUAUUAACCAAAUCUGACGCCAUCGCUAAUAACCAAACCUUGUGGACUCACAUGCUAAAAAGUUAGCAUUAUAAUCCAAGCGGCACCUUACAUUGAACUCCAUCGUGACAUCAGCGGCAUGUACUCCAAAUCGUCUCCAUUUUUACAAACGUGUGUGUGUGCACUUUGGUGUCGUGUGGUUUUCUCAACAGACUCAACAGCGCCUCUGCUGGUGGCCGCCAAGCAGCGCACUCAUGUAUCCAUUUCAUAGACCUUAUCAACCAUCAGUGAAUGGAUUGUUUCUAAGCUAACCAGAAAUGUGCGCCACAUAACCCCAACAAUUCAGCUUGGAGUGGAAAGUAGAAAUCCAAGAUGGCGGACUCCACUACAUGGCGACGUAAUGGCUCUGCGUUUGUAAAGUAGAACACACGCAGUAUUUGCACUUGACUUGUCACUAAUCUACUGCAGUAGAUGAACGACAAUCAAAUAUUGGUAGGUGAAACCUCUCCAAAUGUAUUACAUCCGAAUAUUUGGCAUUCAUGUGCGUUUCAUGCUAGCAGCUAGUUAGCUUAGCCUUCCCAUUAUCAUCAUUUCUUCUGAGAUACACAGCUGUUGUUGUUAACACGUAACAUUACCUAUGUUAAAUAGUAAAUACAACCAUAUCAUGGCGCUGAGAAGCUAUUUAGCAUGGUUAUAUGAUUAGCAAACCAAAUGAGACAAUUAAAACAUUGAACAUUUGAAAGGUUGUUAAGCUAGCCAAAGCUAGCCAAAACUAGCCGCUAGCAUGAAACGUGCUUAUCCAAAGUUUUGUCAUCUGGGCGCUUCUCCCGCUAGCCUAUUUGUGUAGAAUUCCAAAUGUAAAUAUUAUUACAUUUAACCGCUAGAUGGAUUUUUCUUUCUUAGCAAUGUGAAAAAAGGUUUCAUGUCCAAGACGAAGCACUUUGGUGAGUCUUUAGCUUCCAUCUUUUUUUUUCUUGUGUUUUGUACUUUACUUUGCUGCUUUUAUACUACAGGGUCCGUUUUAACACGACCCUUUAAAUCAAAGUCCAGACAAAGCUAACAAAAUGAUUGAAAUUUAGCCUUACUGGACAUUAACUAGCACGUUAAACACUUUAAUCAGGCAUCUCUGGAGAUGUUAUUAAUAUCUUCGCUGACUGGGGAGUUCAUUUUAUUUUACGACAUAGAAAUAGAAUGUUGCCAUCUAGUGGCCAUCUAUUAAAUUGCACACAGUCUGCUGUAAUUCUACUUGGAGAAAAGAAAGCCUUUGAGAUUAUGAUGGGGGGGGUGUAAUUGUGAGGGAAAGAGGGAAACAAAAUUAGUUGUAAUGUAUGAAAAAGAAAUGAAGUUUGUGUACAAAAGGAUACAAUAUCAUAAUUUUACCAGAUGAGUCAUAAUAUUUUCAAAAGGAAUUAAGUUUGUGUCCAAAAAAUGUCUGAAGGUCAUGAGAGAAAUGUCAUUUUACAAGACAAAAAUGUCAGGUUAAAAAAAGUAGCCCUUUUACAAGAAAAAAGACAUUUUAAAUGAGAAAGUGGUAAUUUUUAUAAGGUCAACUUUUGGCAAACAGCAAAAUGCUAGUUCUUGGCACUACUGUCUACUGAUGGAUGCACUUUGAAUGGCGUGGCCACGCCCACUUUUACAUGCAAAUUGUCAAGCAGUGUGAGCUGCUUUCUAUUUCCGUGCAUUCCAAUGUUGCUGACUAGGGUUUGAUUCCCGAGUGCCACCUCGGCGUGACACUGUUGGUUUGCCGUUUGGGUCAAACCACUUUCACUCCAACGUGUGGAAGGUGUCAACGGCCAACUUGGUAGACGAUAUUAUUAAUCACCAUGAGCACUUUAUUAUUCUUGUUUGAUAGCAAUCAUUUGAUGAGGGAAAUAAGUUAUAUAUCACCUAUGGCAACGUAUUUCCUCAAAUAGUGGCCUCCACUCUAAUAGACGCUGUGUCUCUUCUUUAGAAUACACUUUGUUUUACUUCCUAUUUUGCCAUACAAAUCAUUAUAGUUUUAACAUAGGAAAAUGCAGUGAAAAUCUUUUUUUUAAUAUAUAUAUACGUAUAUAUUAAGGACCGGUACUCUGCAGUUGAGUAAAUAGUGGUGUGCUUCAACCAUUUCCCACGUGUAUCAUAUAAAAUAUGAUUGUAUGACAUGACAUGGAGAAUAUAUUGUAUAUAUGUCUGCUUUUAUUGAGGCUGCAAGAUAUACGGCGCACAUUUACGAUGCUAUAUAUUUGAAUGUGGUGGUGUUCCAACGCUAAGUGGCAGUAAAGCAAAGAGAAAGGGACGUUUUGCACACUUUUUCUUCCUUUUUAUGUCUUUGAAUCAGCGCCACGCUCCUUGUUAGCGAGGCUGGCAGCCAGCGCCUCCUCCUGUUGGUUUGGUUAAGGUGGACCCGCCCUUGUCCUUGUAAGCCCAAGUCAUCCAAAGCAUGCAAAUGGUGGAGGAAGGCACAGGGGGACGACUUUGGGCCUUGCUGCUUAUUGACGUCAACGUUCCUUUUUUUUUUUUUUUAAAUCCCCCUAAGGUUGAUUCGUGCUAGCCCUUUAGCACACGAGGGCUAACUACUACUUCCAAUAAUAAUAAUAAUAACAUAAUGUUGAAUUUCUGAUCAUGUAAACACAUGACUAGAAUGUGUCCAAUAGUUGUAGUACGUGGUGUACAGAGACCCCACGGUAUACUCCAAAAGACAAUAGUGUCUCGAGGUGCUAAUACGAUUCUAGAGUGUACUUCUGUCCUUUUAUGGUGUUAUUGACCUAGCGUGUAGCGUCUGUAACGGCAGCCCGGCCUCAUUUCAACAUUAAACACGAGAGCUAUAUUCAUGCAGAUUCAACUGUCUUGUUGUUUUUUGAUCAUUUGUAUUUUAUUUUAUUGCAGUGCAAAAAAGUACCAUGGAAUAAAACCUAUAGAAUGAUUCAAAGACAAAAGCAAAAGAAAACUCCAAAAGGGCACAUUAGGGGUGUCACAAGUCACCCAGUUGCACUCUGUGCGUAUGCUAGAGACCCCGCCUGUGUGACUGACAAAAGGGCUCACUCUGUUCAUGCCGUUGUUCAGGUGCUGAAAGCAAUGCACAGAGCGAAGCCUCCUCCUGUCCGUCAGGAGGCGGGAGACGAGGACGGCUGACACGAGUGCUCAUGGCAACGUAUUCAGGUGGGUAGAACGAUGAUGUUUGUUUUCAUUGAUUUCAUUUGUCAUCCCAGGCCUGGUGCCCCCCUGAGAGCUUCUCAUCUAGGGAGACCCUGUGACACCCCUCGUGCUCCUGAACUAUAACAGUACGACUCCAUCGUCUUGUCCUUCCUACAUCUUGUUUAGUCGCAGCGUGUUGAGCCGGACCCCCAGAAUCGUGGCGCCUGCGGCGUAUGGGAUCUCUCUGAGGAUCCCAUUCCACUUCUUGUCCUCUUCGUUGUACCUGCAUCGUACAAAAGCAGUAAUCCGUCAAUCAAACGUGUCCUAAGAAAGACACAGUGGAUAAUAAUAAUUUUCCACACAGGAACACAUCUUAUGUCCAAGAGUGAAGAAUCGGCCCCCACCUCCAGACGUCGUUCAUCUCUUUGGGAAUAACGUCCUCGCUGUCCUCCAAAGGCAUCAUGGCAAAACCUCCCACGGCGUACAGCAAGCCCGCCAAAGACACCAAGUUCAGGGAGCUACGUUCUUGGGGGAACGUCUCAAAGUCGGACCACCUGCGGAAUGCAUCGCAUCGUGUAUCGUACCAGUUCCUAGCGCCAUGUUUUAGAGGGACUCACUUGUUGGUGGCGAUGUCGUAGACCUCCACCGAGUCCGUCAAGCCCGUGUCGGUGACGCCUCCUGCCACGUAGAUUUUGUUGUCGUGAACGGUGGCUCCAAAAAGCGAGCGAGCGGUCUUCAUGGGGGACAGCUCCUUCCAUUCGAACCUCCUGGCGUCGUACGCGUAGAUCUUCCUCAAGCAGCUCCUUUUCACGUCAGAAGAGACAGGGAGUAAGUAUUUAGCUUUAGAUCUGUGAUGCCGUCUUACUCACUUGUCGUCUCCUUUUCCUCCAAUGACGUAAACCACAUCCUUGUGGGACACCGUGGCAUGUCCGUAGACCGCAUGUGGAACUGGAUCGGACUCGCCCCAUUUGAAAGACCUACCAACAAGAACCCACUUGCAGUUUGUUCUUGCGAUGCAGCCUUUCCUCAAUGAAGAGGACUUACUGUCUGUCGUAGACCAGAACCGAGUCCAGGGUGUGCUCCUGAUCCUUCACUUCCCGCCCUCCCAGCACAAAGAUGGAGUUCUCGGCCUCACCCAGACCAAACAGGAAGCGGGGAGACGGGAGCGGUGGCAUUCCGAGCCAGUCGGCACUCAGCGGGUCAUACUGAAGACACAUGAGACCAGUAUUAGACAUCUCCUGCAGGACACCUUCAUGAUCCUCCGGCUAGUUCCUACUGGAACAGACAGGACCGUCUCCACGGAGUUCCCACAAACAUCCGCCCAAUGAUGCGGUCUCAGGGACAACUAUGGGGUCUGGACCAAGUUCUUUUGCUGACUCACCUGCAGGAAGUAAGAGCAGAGUGGGUUCUCCUUGUUCUGCUCAUCCACAAACAAUCCUCCAGCCACAAAGAUCUGGUUCUCCUUGGUGACCAGGCUGACAUGGUUCUUGGGAACUUGCAUGGACACGGACGCCAUGAAGCAGUCGUUACCCGCCGGGUCGUAAGCGACCGCUCCCGAGUCAUUGACCAUCAGGAUCAAGUCCCGCAUGAACAUACCGAAGCGCAUGUUGUCAUUGAGGAUGCUCGGGAGAAGAUUCUCCUCCUCCUCGUUGUCUGCUCCACCGUCCUCCACCUUCUUCUCCUUCUUGGAUUUCACCUCAGGCAUCUUCCCAGCCCGAGCAUCUCUGACCAUCUGGAGCUUCUUCUGGAGUUCUGGAUUGGACGAGAUCAGUUUGUGCUUCUCCACCUUCUCUCUCAGGUAGUCCUCGUUGACCAGACGCAAGCGAACACAAUCCAGCAACCCCGACAAGGUCUUCUCUCUGUCCUCCAAGUCCCGGGUCACCCAGUUCAUCAACGCCUCAAACACGGCCUCCUCUGCGUCCACGUUGAGAUUGUCAUUGGCCAAAAUGGCCGCCAGCUCGCUGGGCUGAAGCUGCAGGAACUCCUCGUCCCUGGAGAUGAGCUGGAAGCGCUCACAGGCGUAGUUCCGGGCGGACACGGCCAGCCUGGGACAGUCCAGCAUCAAGCCCAGCCUGAAGAUGGCCAAGCAGUUGCUGAGGCUCAGGCGCUUCUGCAGGAACGACACGCACACGGUGAAGAUGGAGGGGAUCUGGUACAGGUUCGCCACAGCGAAGAUGUCCUGAACAUUCUGCUCUGUCACGUUAAUUUUGGAGGUGUACAGGUACUUGAGGAUCAGUCCCAUGACGCCCGGCUCCACGUCCUCCAAGAUGAUCUCCCUCUUUUUGUGCUCGUCCAAGUCCGACAGGAAGAUGGAGCGGAAAUAGGAGCUGCAGGCGCACAGGACCAGGCGGUGGCAGGGGAACUCCUUGUCUUUGAUCUUCAGGACGCAGUCCACCAGCUUGUCGCUCUCCAGGAGGUCGUACAGGCCGUCCUGGAGGAGCGUCUGCUGGUACAUCCUGGGCUCGUCCAUGGGGUUGAUCGGCAGAGCCAUUCUUCCUGGCUGGAUCAGAUCCUUCCCAGGUCUUCCAGCCCAACCGAAGCAGGACAGAAGAGGACGAAGCAGCGCGGUCACACCAACUGAUCCUGUCCACUCCCUCAGCUGUCCCCACCUUUCAACUUCACCCCAACUGGCAGGGUAUUUAUAGCCGUCCACGCUAGCCGCUUUCUAGAACAUUACUGCCCUCCCCCCACCUCAAUCUCCGCCCACUGCCCCCCGUUAGACCUGCCCCCCACCCAGGCAGCUGACGCAUGUCUUCAUUGGCCGGAAAUAGACUGGAUAGAUGCCGCCCUCCUCUUAGUCAUCAUACCAACACGGUGCUAUUGUCUUGUAUUGCUUCUCUAAUAUUCAUGUUUGUUUACCUUUUAGUUGGUCUCACCUGAGGUGCAAAAUGUAAGAAACAGCACGACGACAAGAAUAAACAUGUUCAAUGAUUACCACAUUGACGCGGAUAUAACACGCUGCUUUCUCUUCAGAAAAGAGAGAAAUUUAUACCAACAGGUGGCACUUCCCCAAGAGAGUCGGAGCUUUUCCUCCAGGCACUCACUCACACAGGUGAUGACCUGCUGGACAAAGUGUCUCAAAGUCAUCAACAGCGAUGGGUUGAGCCGGAGUGGCGGCGGACGCGGCCGGGACAGUCGGAAUUUCAGCAGGAAGCGGCUGCACAGGAGGAGGAGGAGGAGGAAGAGGAUCAUCGACGAGAGCCUGCCGCCUCUCCCGCUCCUUGAUGACUUGAAUGAGGCAACCUAGGAGCGUCACCUUUGAGCAGCAGACGCUUGGCCACCAACUUGGCAAAGUCCAAGCUGUUCAACGCCAGCGUGUUGUACAGAACAAUGCUCCAGAAGUUGAAGAUGUUGAAGACGGCUCGGAUGCGGCGGGACAUGGCCUCGGACAUCGCCGUCUUUAAAGGAAAGGCAACCAAUUAGGAACCAACGGUUUGACUUCAAGGCUCUUUCCGUACAUUACACCGGGGGUUGCAUUUUGUGCCGCAAGGCAUGCUGGGAAGCCACUCCAAGCAAUGCUGUGUAAGCCAGGUCUGUGGCAGCAAGGCGCAGGCAAAGACACCCGUCUCCUGAAGAUGGCAUCAGUUGUAUUUUUAAUUAUUUUUUGUGGAAUACCUCAUGCAGCCCGGCCGCACACAGACUUCCUGUUGAAAGAAAAAGCCACGAUCAAGCAGUUGCUUCCGAACCUCAAAAGACACAAACGGCUCCAUGGAGAAGAACUUGGCGGCCCACAGCUCAAAGUUGAGUCCAAAGCAGUUGAAGAAGGCCCAGAUGAGGACCACCUUGCUGGGCCCCAGCCACAGGAUGGUGACGCCGUACGUGCACAGCGUGGCCAGCAGCUCCUCCAGCACGCUGUCGUGCUUCCCCCCCAGGCGAUCGUACACGUACCUUUUAUGAGAAGGCACACCAGGGUUAUGACCAGAAGGUGAGCUCCACCCCUCCCCGGGAAGGACACCUACUUGCACAACCAGUCGUUGAUUCCUCUGUCGAAGUGCCUGUGAGAGGAGAUGAAGAUUGAAGCGUCUGGCGUGCGUGCAGAGAACUCGCACUCGUGUGGGGACUCACGUUUCUGCAAAGACGUAAAGCAUCGUGAUGCACUUUGGGGGCUUGGGCGGGUCCAGAUGAUCCAGUCUGGACACGGUGUUGAUGAUCCCAAACAUGACGGCCGCUUUUACCCAGUCAUAGAGCAGGUUGAACAACGGCGACCCACCCAGAGCCCAGUCAGAGAGGUGCUUGAGGAGCUUCAUGUCGCUGGGGAUGCUGAGGAUGUACAUGAAGUGGAAGAGGAGGUCCACCAGGAGGAUGACGGCCAGGCACCUGAGGAGCCAGCAUGGAGCACAGCUUGGCGAACAGGACAUGUCCCGACAGAGCGAACAGGAUGUGAGCCCGGAAAGUCCAGAUCCACAUGGCCCACUCGGAAUCACCCGUGUCCUGUCAGUCAAAACAACAACCCUGGUGACGGGAAAUAAAGUCCAUGCCAACAAUAACAACAACAAUAACAACCACGGCUGAUGCUGACGCUGCUGACUUCCAUUUGGGAAUUGUUGCUCAGGUGACAUUAACGUUCCCCAGAGAACACCCUCCCACACGGACCCUUAACCUGCACUUCAGACAUGACAAAAGAUAAUAGAAAGACAGCAAGUAUACAUUUCUUUCAUUGGGGUUACGUAUGCCCUUUUAACGGUAAAAACUGACUCCAGAUCACUCCUUCUUGCUGGUCUCCUGUCCUUCAAAAAUGGGGUACUUGGCCUCCAGCUGGGGCCAGGUAGAGGUGCCGUUUGCCAGCCCCAAAAUCAGGCCAGGUAAGGCAUCCACCUGCAGAACGAUGGGAGUCAUUAAUCAAUAACGCAGCAUCUCUGAUGGUCAUUCAUCUCGUCAUCGCAGGCCGUACCUCCACGCGGAUCUGCCUCAUGGAGUCGCGGUCCCUCAGGGUGGCGGUGUGCGGCGUCUUGUUCACCGUGUCAAAGUCGAUGGUGAUGCCGAAGGCCACGCCGAUCUCGUCGGAUCGGGCGUAGCGCCUCCCGAUGGAUCCCGAGGAGUCGUCCACCUUGUGGGAGACGCCGUUCCUGGUCAGCGCCUCGGCUGAGAGCAAAGACAGACUUCACAGGUAAAGCAGUGCUGGCUCUGAGACCGCGACACAGAGAUCGGCGAAGGUGGACUCACACAGCUGUUUGACGAAAGGCGUGAACUCCUGGUUUGGGCUGAGAGGAAGGAUGCAGCAUUUGUACGGCGAAACGGUGGCGGGGAAACUGAAAUACUGGCAAGGAAAGAGUUGUGACAUCUCAUGCCAACAAUCUGCAGCCGUGCUCGGGGGGAAAAGAAGACGCUCGCGGGACUCACCGUCCUCUGUUCAUCCCCUUGCCGCGUGUGGAAGGAGUGCUCGAAGAUGGAGUACAUGAUUCUGCCGAUGCCGAAGGAGGGCUCGAUGACGUUGGGAACGAUCUCCUCCACUGUGGGAACACGCCAUGGUUUAAUCACCAGUACACACUCCUGGUCUACUCAAUGGCUGCUUUUACCAUGCAGCGUUUUCUGGAACCUCUUCACAGCCACCAUGUCUUUGGAAAGCUUGAAGCUUUUGCCCUCUGUCGUCACGCUGAACUCCCUAAACAACACAGCAACGCUAGGCUUAAUCACAUCCACCACAUCUGAGGUAUCUAUCCAUCACAUGAUGGAUACGAGGACUGGAGGACCAAACGCACAGCAGCUCCCUUAAACACACCUUGUUAUGUACAUGCCUCGUUUACACUUGCAUCACGUCGUGCUAAGGCGUUUCCCCGUACAGCAGCCACGACUCACCCGCGCUCCUUCAGAAGCUUUUCCUGCUCGCUGAUGAAGCACUCGUCGCACACCUCCAGGAACUCGAAGAUCAGCUUGGCGUCCUUCUUGUACGCCGCUCCGAUGGCGCCCCUGUUGGGCUCGAACUUGACGAUGUUGACCACCUUGUGUGACCGCGUUAAGGAAUGAACAAACACAGAUGCUCAUCAGGCUGCUUGGUGAUGGGAUAAUCUCCCUCUGAAUGUGCUGAACUCCUGUUUCCAGCGUUCUCUGCCAGGAUAUGGGUUCCUUCAGGGGCUUCUCCGCCACAAGCGGCACCUUGGUGGCUCUGGAGUGACACGACAGGUCGUAGCACGAGCGGUCAGCGCAUCCCACGAUCUCGAUCCAACCCUGAAGACCACCCAGACAAGCGCAUGAACGCACCACUCGCAUGAGCGCCUGUGGCUCCGGGUCAAGGACAACUCACAUAGGAGGUUUUGGACUCUGCAUCCCAGCAGUCGCAGGCGUAGUGAGCCAUCUCGUUCUCCAUGUGCUGACGGAAGCGCACUUUGUCUUUGGAGAGUCCAACUUUGAGCAGAUACAAGUAGAUCCUCCCGAUGAAGUAGCCCAGCACGGAGUUGUUGAUGAUGCCCUACGUCACGACAGCGAUAUUAAACGCAUCAUAAAGUCCGAGCAGCUUUAGAAGAUCCUCACUCCUGUCCUACCUGCUCCACAGCAUGGCCCAGCCUCAUGACCUCAGCAGGCCGGCCGCUGGUCUGAGCCUUGGAGGAGAACAACAAGAUCUCCAGGUCGGCCACGUUGGAGAACUUGGGGUGGACCUUCUCGUUGGGGUCCACAAAGUGCUCAAUCUCCGCCAUGGUGAACUCCCUGCAACGCACGGUUAAGUUGACUUAAGUCCACUCUCUUCCAGAUAUUCAUUCAUUCAGGUGACCCCCCCCCCCAACACACAAGUAGCUUUGGCGCCACCUGUUGGCCCUUUGGCCCGCCACAUUAUUUAAUGGGACAGUCAGUGUGGAGCGUGAUGUUCAACAUGGGAACUCUUCUUCCUAGCACACCCGCCUUGCCAGAGAGUGAGACAGGUAGCAGGAAGCAUCAGGGCGGCCAUCUUGGACACGUUGUUGCUCCCGCACCUUCCUGUCAAUCAAUCAAUUAAUCAAUCUGGCCUACCUGACGCGGAUGAGUCCGGAGCGAGGCGAGAUCUCGUUCCUGAAGGAGUUUCCUAUCUGAGCGGCACCAAAGGGGAGUUUUCCCUGGUUGAACUCCAGCAGACGCUUGAAGUUGAGGAACAUUCCCUGAGCCGUCUCAGGCCUCAGGUAUCUGCACAGCGACAAAACAAAGCAAAUUAGAAGAAAAUCUUUUGCUAGUCUCGUGGGACGUGAUUUGUCAUCAUGAGAAUGAACGAUAAUGUGAUGAUGAUGAUACCCUGGCGUGUUGCCUCCAGGCCCGAUGGAGGUCUGGAACAUGAGGUUGAAGGAGAUGGGAGGCGUGAGAUCAUUUCCUGUGGAGGGAGACUUGACGUUGUACUUGGCAAACAGUUCUCCCAGCUCCUUCUGGGUGUAGUUGUCCAUCUGAGACACACGCAGGGACAUGAUGAGGACAGGAGGACACCAUGUGACCAACGGCGGAGGCCGGGCUCACCUGAGUGAUGACGUCCUCCAUCUCUGCCACCUUCUCCGCCGGCAGAGCAUCGUCGGUCAUUUUCAUUUUCAAGUUGGCUGUGGACACAAGAGACAAAACCGAAAGAGAGCGUCAAUUCACCUGAUGUUCCUGAACGCAGCACCAACUGGGUAAGCCUCGUGCAAACUAUUUUGACACAACAAAAUAUGAUGGAAGUUGGCAAAAUGAAAGUUAUUUUCUGCCUCUUUUUGGUUGUUUGGUGCGUUUGCCCUUGUCUCCAUCGAUUGAGGCAAUAAAGUCGACGCACAGACGUUGUCUAUUGUAAUGAAGAUGCCGCUUCUACAUAAUAAAUCUGGUUUGUUCCAUCUAAAACCUGGCAAAGCGAGCGACACUCUCUGAAUGACAACGCUGCACCAGAAAAACCUGUUACCCUUUGACCCAAAAUUCCUGCCCUACUUUUUCUGGAGCCACAAUGUCCCUGGGGCGUGUAGAACCCCGUCAGGCACGUCAAAACAGUCAUUCUGUCUACUUAAUCCAUGCUGAAAAAUCAUCACCUUUAAGGAGAUGAUCAGCUCGGAAACAUUCCCCCGUCUUUGAGUCCUUCACCAUGUAGUCUGCAAAUUUAUCCACAUGUCCCGACGUCCUGGACACAUUCCAAAAGGAAGUCAGGACGUGGCAAAAUGUUUCUUCAAAAUGUUUGCUCUCACUUGAGGACCGGCUCGGGGGUCAGCAUGGUGCAGUCGAUCUCCAGGAUCUGCUCCUCCUGGAUGAAGUGCUGCCUCCACACCUGCAGGAUGUUGUUCUUCAGGGCGCACCCGACGGGGCCGAAGUCGUACAGGCCGCUCACCCCUGCACGCAAGUACACAUACGUUGCUCAUGCUGAGGAAGAACCCAUUCCGUGUUGGUGCAAAUCUGGUUAAAGAUGCCAUUUAAAGAUCUAAUUUCUAAGAUCUGUUGUUGCCAUUUGGAUAGAAAAACACACAAAACCUGCAAAGCACCCAAUGUUUGUUGACUUGUUGCCAUUUGUCCUGCCCCACAAUCAAAAAUGGUACAUUCCAGUGCUAGUAUGUCAUACUCUGUGAACCAGGAAGUAGCCUGCUAGCGUCCAAGUGCAUGCACACACACACAAAAAUCACUUUAGUCAACAGUUGCAGGUUUGCAUGCUAUGUUGUUCUCAUGCUAUCGUUUCCCGCUACCUCCAUAUAUGGCAAAGGCCUGAUCGUAGAAGAACCUCCUCUUCAAGGUGUCCUCCAUCUUCACCUUGUCCACGCUGUCAUCUUUGGGCUUCAAGGCCAGCUCCUGGCAGGUCACAGUGACGGAAAGAGAAAGUGAAAGCAAGAAAGAGGAAGGGGCUUCCCGGACGUGAAGCUGCAGCAGCGCAACUCCAACCUUUGCUUCCAGGGUUUUCUUGCGGGCUUUCAGCUCGGCGAGGGCGGUGUUGAGCUCCAACUCGGGGACGCCUUUCUCCUUCAGCCGGGCCACCAGAUCUCCCUGCAAGCAGAGGAACACAGGAGCCUCCAAUGUGUCGCAUGUAAGAUGCUAUUUGAGGAAGCAUACUGUGCAUACCUACAGCAGUAGAUGAUAGUUGCAUGAAGUUAUGUAUAGUCAUGUUCAAAUUAACUUUUCAUCAUCUUAGCUCACUUUUCUAGAAGCUGGAAGCAACCACUAAAGGCACCAUCAGUUAACACCACGACGUCCUUAGGUGGAACACUUGGCUAAAAGCAGCGACAACUUUUCAUUCCAAAACAAGUACCCAGAUGUCCCACCCAAAGGAAGUAGAAAAGUGGCCCACCUGCUCCCGCACAGCCGCCCGCAAAGGUGCCAAAGCUUCCUCCAUGGUGCCACGUAGAAGAGCCGCAAAGAGCGUUUGACAGGACAGGGAGUGUGCAGCCAGCAGCCAGCUGUGAGGAUGUUUGCUCCUCUUGGAGCUCCUUUUCACUCCCAGUGAGGAGGAGGAGGAAGAAAAAGAGAAGGGGAGGAGCCUGCUAGUGCAGGAAGGAAUGUCUGAAACCGAGGCUUUGUGUUGCAUCAGCCAGGAAGCAGACUGCAGCUGCAGGGGCGUAGCGCCACCACAUAUCCACUGUUUCAUUCAACAGAAAACACUUUAUUUACUUUUUAUGAUGCAUGAAAUGUAAAGUGUGUACUUCUUCUCCUGUGCUUCAGGUCAAUGCAGCCUGCCUUGUCCUUCAUGCCAAACUUUCACUCAUCAGGUAUGACUGCAGUUGUCUCACUCAAAACUUUUCACCACCUAUAAAAAGCACCACCCUGGGAUUUGAACUUGCAUGACUGCUUGGAAGCCCCGCCUUCCCGGGCUGUGAUUGGCUGGGGUUUCACUGCAUGUAAUGAGCGGGUGUGCUACUCCACCAACGUGGGCCUCUUCCGGGAAAUGAGAAAAAUGGCAGUAAACAAUAGUGAAAGUAUUUGUGUGAGUAAAAGUAAAACUUAAGGAUAAAAUCAGCAACGCACGAUUGGAGGAAAUAGUUGAUGCAGUGUUUCCCCACACUAUCUGUGGCGGGCCAUCAGAUACUGAUACUGCUUCUCAACGUACAGAUAUCAGUAAAUAUCUACUUUUUAAAAAUUUAGAUGUAAUUGUAGUUUGUGCAGAACUGGAAGUAAGAACUCUAACAAAUUAGGAGCAUGUGUACUGUAUUCAGGCACAUGCUCCGAGCAGCUGGUGUGAUGGAAUGGAGGUCUCAGGCAAACCUUUAGCGUUUUGCAAAUGCUGCAGUGCUGAUCAGCACCGAUGUACUGUGUUAGAACACCGUACAUCAGGUAUGUUGUGUGCUGCCGCAGAGGUCAUGUGACUUUUUACAAAUGAGACGAGCUCACAAGUUGUAGGCCGUGUCCAGCAAGCGCUGGAUGUUUUUUUAUUGAGUGUUAAAUAUCUCAGUCUGGAAUGGCAGAAUGGCGGCGGCGGCGGUCUCCACAACCUGCUUCCAGUUCGUCCCUUUAAAGCACGUGGUCGUGGUCUUACAUGGUUGAAAUGUAGCUCCCGUGCAGGCGUUUCCUUGGAGACGCUUCCCAAAGAUCCAUCCUGAACGAUGCGAAUGCAACAAAAGUCUGUGGGCCUUUUCCUGGAGAGGGAGGCAGUGAGCUUCACUCCUCCGCCGUGUCCUUCCUGCUGGUUUCCUGUCCUUCAAAGAUGGGAUACUUGCUCUCCACUUCCGCCCAGGUCAGCGUGCCGUUGGCCAGAUCUCGAACAAUCACAGGCAGCUUGCUCACCUGAAAGAGUCAGUCGUGUUAAGUCCUGAGGAAAAAAAGGCGGUAGUGACUCGUCGUAUUGGCCGUACCUCAGCCCGAAUCUGCCUCAUGGAGUCGCGGUCCCUCAGGGUGGCGGUGUGAGGCGUCUUGUUCACCGUAUCAAAGUCGAUGGUGAUGCCAAACGCCACGCCGAUUUCGUCCGUCCGGGCAUAGCGCCUCCCGAUGGAUCCAGAGGCGUCGUCCACCUUGUAGGACACGCCGUUUUUGGUCAUGGCUUCAGCUGCCAAACAGGAGGAGAGUUGCAUGUAAGAAAAAACAAAACAGUAGCACAUUGUCCCCGCGUCCAUGAAUGCAGCAUUGAUGUGCACUUACACAACUCUUUGACGAAAGGCAUGAAUUCCUGGUUUUGACUCAGAGGCAGAACGGAGCAUUUGUACGGAGCCACGGUCGCAGGGAAGCUGAAGAACUGUUGGCAAGGAAACAAGAUGGCGCAGGUAAGCGUCCCGUUCCUUCCUCACACGUUGACAUUAUUACUCACCGUUCUUUGCUCGUCUCCCUCCCUGAUGUGGAAGGUGUGCUCAAAGAUGGUGUACAUGAUCCUGCCGAUGCCGAACGAGGGCUCGAUGACGUUGGGGACCACUUCCUCCACUGAAGAGCACAAAGACGGGACAAAGUGUGAGCCGUGCUUCCCCGUACGUUGGCCCCCCCAUGAACACAUGAAUGGAGCUCGAAUGUUCUUCAAGCUCACCGUGCAGCGUCUUCUGGAAUCUCUUCACGCUGACCAUGUCUUUAGUGAGCUGGAAGGUCUUUCCCUCAGCCUCGAUGGUGAACUCUCUGUGGAGGUAAAAAGGUCAGAAAGGGGGACGACUACCUGGGACUUCAUCUUCGGCUCGUGUCCUCACCCGGCUUCGUCGAGGAGCUGCUCCUUUUCCGUGAUGAAGCUCUCAUCGCACGCAGCCAGAUACUCCAUGGCUAUCUUAGCCUCCUUCUUGUACGCCUUCCCGAUGGCUCCCUUGUUGGGUUCGAACUGGACCACAUUCAGGACUUUGUGUGACCACAUUAAGGAGUCCAACUAGCUCGCUCCUGGCCUACGCUGACCACGCCUGACCUUUUUGUAUUUAAGGAUAUGGCUUCUUUGAGCGGCUUCUCUGCAACCAGGGGCACCUUGGUGGCUUGGGCGUGGCAUUUCAGGUCGUAGCAAGAGCGGUCGGCGCAGCCUACGAUCUCAAUCCAACCCUGCCGGGGACAAACAGUAUGAGUUUCCUGGUGCAGCCCCCAUUAUCAGGCGAGUGACCACACCCUUCGAGGUAGCAACUCAUCUAAUGUUGAGACUUUUUGGCACGUGGUGCGGGUAACACUGCGACGGUCCGCUAACGUCCAACACGGCGAGGAGACGUACGUAAGAGGUUUUGGUUUCAGCGUCCCAGCAGUCACAGGCGUAGUGGGCCAUCUCGUUGUCCAUGUGUUGACGGAAACGCAGCUUGUCUUUGGCGAUGCCCACUUUUGUGAGAUAGAGGUAGAUCCUUCCGAUGAAGUAACCCAGGACGGAGUUAUUGAUCACACCCUGACGGAGCAAAGAGAAGGUGCUAUUAUUAUUAGCAUAUAUAGCAUAUAGGUGUGUGAAUGACAUAACUGCUUCCUACCUGCUCCACAGCAUCUCCAAGCCUCAUCAUCUGCGCCGACUGGCCGCUGGUCUGGGCUUUAGAGGAGUACAACAUGAUCUCCAAGUCGGCCACGUUGGAGAACUUGGGAUGGACCUUCUCGGCGGGGUCCACAAAGUGCUCGAUCUCAGCCAUGGUGAACUCUCUGCAGGGGGAUAGGAGGUGACGGCUGGUUUAGUUCCCGACAAAGUCCGAGCUCCAAGAAUGCUCUCACCUGACGCGGAUGAGUCCAGAGCGAGGCGAGAUCUCGUUCCUGAAGGAGUUUCCUAUCUGAGCAGCAGCGAAGGGGAGUUUCCCCUGGUUGAACUCCAGCAGACGCUUGAAGUUGAGGAAGAUUCCCUGAGCGGUUUCAGGCCUCAGAUAUCUACAGACCAAACCAACCGUCAGAAGAAAGCAACCAGCCAAACACUCCACGGGGUUCUUCUUGUCGUCCGUUUACCCUGGCAUGUUCCCUCCCGGCCCGAUGGAGGUCUGGAACAUGAGGUUGAAGGAGAUGGGAGGCGUGAGGUCGUUUCCUGUGGUGGGCGACUUGACCGCGUACUUGACAAAGAGGUCAGUCAGCUCUUGCUGGGUGAAGUUGUCCAUCUGAAAGUUCAACCAACAGGACCAUUCAACCGUUUACGGUAGAGAAGAAAAAUGAAAACGAUCACAAGGUAAUCAUCUCAUCCAUGGAGUGAAGACGCUCCAAACUUGCCGCACCUGUGUGAUGACUUCUUCCAUUUCAGCCUUCUUCUCCGCACCACACUUCUUAUCAGACAUCAACUUCUGGAGAUGCGCUACGGAACCAAACAUGCAAUGAAUCGUUUGUGGUGACCUGCAGCAACGCCAAGGCUUACCUUUGAGGAGGUGGUCAGCCCUGAAGCACUCUCCGUUCUUCACGUCUUUCACCAUGUAGUCUGCAAACUUGUCCACGUGCCCCGACGUCCUGGAGUCAAAGGAGGACAGCAACAAACCUGUUCACUCGCUUCCUAAAGAUGGCCGCUCUGAAACUAUGUAUCUGCAACCGGGCUAUGGAGGUCUGCAAGAGCGACAGCUUCCAUGCAUGAAAUUGCAGAGUCAAUGUGCGCCUGUCUUCAACGACCCCGAGUUCAGCACUUUGGAGCCGACUCCAGGAACCACCAGGCGCCAACAAGGAGACAAACGGCGAGCAUUGUCUGGCUUACUUGAGGACGGGCUCGGGGGUCAGCAUGGUGCAGUCGAUCUCCAGGAUCUGCUCCUCCUGGAUGAAGUGCUGCCUCCAGGCUUGCAGGAUGUUGUUCUUCAGGGCGCAGCCCACAGGGCCAAAAUCGUACAGGCCGCUCACCCCUGAGGAGCAUGACUGCAUGGUAACAGAGCGCUUAAAGACCACACAUUAAUCCACCCAUGUCUCUCCAGCGGGCGACAUCUUACCGCCAUAGAUGGCGAAGGCCUGAUCAUAGAAGAAACGCCUCUUGAGGGUGUCCUCCAUCUUUGUCCUGUCCACAAUGUCAUCUUUGGGUUGCAAGGACAGCUCCUGCAACAACACAUUUGUCUCAAUGAUCGAAUCACAACUGGACCAUGUAGUCCUACCUUGGCCUCCAAGUUCCUCUUCCUAGCUUUGAGCUCAGCUACAGCUUUAGUGACGUCCACAUCAGGGAGUCCAUCCUGCUUCAUCUGGCGAACCAAAUCUCCCUAAAACACACAGGAAGCUCCUCAAACACCUGCUUCGCCACCACACAGCAAUCAAGUUGGCCAAGGGAGCUUGAAGGGUCCCCUCCCUGCUCAAAAGCCCGCAUCACCAUCAGCAACGUGGCGAUGUCAGCUAGUGUUAGCAUGGAGCUAAGUGGCUUUACAGCUGCUUUUCAGCUUAGCAUAGCGAGUUGAUGGACGUUAUUUUAAACAUUAAAACCGACCUCGCCCCGAAAUGUCAACCAAAAUGAAUGUUUGACCUGUUCUUUGACUGCCAGUCUCAAAGGGGCGAGGAUCUCUUCAAUGUUGCCGUCCAUGGUGGUUUGUCCUUCUGCCAGCCGCUGCCACAAGCUCGUCUUCUUCUUCUUCUUGCAAAGGUGGGCCGACGUUGCAAAGGGCCGGUUCCGGAGCUGGGAGCGGAGCGACGGCCGAGCAGACCCGGGCAGUAGCAGCGAGCAGAGGGCGGGUAUGUCAGCGGUGGUUCUCAGUAGAGACGAAGCUGCGCCGCGAAGAAGAAGCAUGGAGGAAAAGAAUGAUGAAAUCCACCCGUUCAAGCCUUCCUGGUUCCUGGAAGGUGGCGCAAGACGUCAGAACCAAAGAUGCUCAUUUAGCGAUGCUGUUGCGUUUGCUACUUCCUGGCUCAUCGACCCAGAGUUGCACCAAAAGGUCGGACAUCUGGCCGUCUGUGGACAGACGACAUCGCGAGCGCCAACACCGUGUCAUGCAGCAAGCCGUCUGCCGCGCAAAGCCUCUUGGGACGUGUAGUCGUCUGUGUGCAGUCAUGUUCGCCAAGGAAUAACAACACGGUGAAGC
Doryrhamphus excisus (bluestripe pipefish) is the source of this 19926-nucleotide messenger RNA. The record is from RefSeq and is a predicted model, not a curated record. NCBI's taxonomy places the organism in Eukaryota, Metazoa, Chordata, Actinopteri, Syngnathiformes, Syngnathidae.